Molecule: messenger RNA, 2283 nt
Organism: Pelobates fuscus (common spadefoot toad)
Lineage: Eukaryota; Metazoa; Chordata; Amphibia; Anura; Pelobatidae
Gene: MAPK15
Product: mitogen-activated protein kinase 15
Exons: 15
Coding region: 110-1915 (601 amino acids)
Biological process (GO): protein phosphorylation; intracellular signal transduction
Cellular component (GO): nucleus; cytoplasm
Molecular function (GO): ATP binding; MAP kinase activity
Source: RefSeq, a predicted model, not a curated record
CCGCGGGGAAAGGAGCCAUCAGACCGUCUGGAUGGAGGAACAGCUAAGUCUCUACCUCUUUCGGAGGUAGAGACCACAGGCUGCAGGCUCUGUGCAUGAGAUCUGCGAAAUGAGUGUCCCUGAGGUGGAAGAUCACAUCUCUCAGAAAUAUGACAUUAAGAAGCGUCUUGGAAAGGGGGCAUAUGGCAUUGUUUGGAAAGCCAUCGAUCGCAAGACCGGGGAAAUUGUUGCUGUGAAAAAAAUCUUUGAUGCGUUUAGAAACCGAACAGAUGCUCAGAGAACAUUUCGGGAAAUCAUGUUCUUGCAGGAAUUUGGUGAACAUCCGAACAUUAUCAAACUGCUAAAUGUGAUCCGAGCUCAGAAUGAUAAAGACAUUUACCUGGUCUUUGAGUACAUGGAGACGGAUCUUCAUGCUGUAAUUAAGAAAGGAAACCUUCUAAAGGACAUACACAUGCGAUACAUCUUGUACCAGCUCCUCAAAGCCACCAAAUUUAUUCACUCGGGAAAUGUCAUCCACCGUGACCAGAAGCCCUCUAAUAUCUUGCUCGAUGCUGACUGUCUAGUGAAACUUUGUGACUUUGGACUGGCACGCUCUAUGUAUCAAAUCCAAGAGGAUUCUGGGAACCCAGCUCUUACUGAAUAUGUAGCGACAAGGUGGUACCGAGCUCCUGAGAUCCUGUUGGCCUCUCACAGAUACACCAAGGGAGUGGAUAUGUGGAGUGUGGGUUGUAUAUUAGGGGAGAUGCUGCUUGGAAAGCCUCUAUUCCCUGGAACCUCCACCAUCAACCAGAUUGAGCGAAUCAUGAACGUUAUCCCACCACCCUCCCAGGAAGAUGUCAUGGCUAUAAAGUCAGAAUAUGGAUCCUCUGUCAUCAGCAGAAUGGGCUCACGGCACAGGGUAACCCUGCAGGAGAUGCUUCCUCCUACUUCACCCCCAGAAGCUCUUGAUCUUCUCAACAGACUUCUGGUCUUCAACCCUGACAAGAGACUGACCGCUGAAGAGGCUCUACAGCACCCCUACGUGAGAAGAUUCCAUGCCCCAGUUCGAGAGCCAGCUCUGGAUUAUGAUGUCAUUCUUCCUUUGGAUGACGAUAUACAGUUGUCUGUGGCAGAAUAUCGCAAUAAAUUGUAUGAGAUGAUGCUGGAGAGGAAAGUAAACACAAGAAAACAGAAAAGACAAAUUAUGAAAGAAAGUGUCAGCUCUGUUCCCAGUAACUCAGUGGAACCCAAAAAUGAUCAAGGGAAUGCUGGUCCCACUUCAACCAAAGCACAAACUAAUCCUGCUGGCAGAAAUCUGGAGCCUACGGGGAGCAGUGUACCACAGGCUACCACCACCACUGCAGUGUCUAAAUCUGACAUCUCCCAGCCCAACCCAAAAUCCAGACCACCCUCGUACAACCCUAUAACACACAGUGUGACAAACGAGGAAAGGCGAGCGGUACAGGAGACUGCCGGGCUCCCUCAACAUAAGAAGUCAGUACAUCAGAUGAAUCAAGAGCAGUCUGUAGCUUCACAGCAAGGGAUGGACAGUGGUGAACCUCAUGGAAAUGGGAAGGGUACGGAUCUGCGAGGAAAGACUGCGCCUGUUGCCCGGACCCGCUCUUUUUCCCUCGCUCAGCAAGCUAGGACAGCUGCUUCUAACAGUUCUUUAACACGGAAAGACUUAGUACCUUUGGGACCAGUGAGUGUGGCUGCAGUCAGUGCUAGACUGAACCAGCGCACACCUGUCCCUCAGCCCCGCGAUAAUCGCUCUGCUCAGAAAUUCAGCAGGAAAAUGUUCCAGGGUACAGCCAACGUGGGAGCAGCCGGCGACCCCAAGGCCUCAUUGCAGAGCUAUACUCAAGCAUACGGCACCAUCAGUAAAUCUGCACUGCAGGGUUUGCCUCUACAGAAUAGCGGACACGGAGGGACCUAGAGAGAGAUUGCGCCCAAGCUGGCGCAGAGCAGGACUUUUCUCCAGGAGCCUCCCGAGGCUUUCCCUAAUCCUUCUGUAAGUGCCUCAUCAAGACCCCAGUAAGGUGCCCUUAUUGUGGAGCUCCUGUCUGGUAGCUUCAAACAUCACCUUUAUCCUUGGUGACCCAGGUUCCAUACUCAGUGUGCCUCCUUUCACCACGUAAAAUGUGCCUUUUCUGCCAGGCAUCAAGCCACCAAUUAACGCAAUAAAUUCCACGCAGGCCUGUGGCUUGGUCUGUGGCACAAUGUUUUGUGGGUUUCUCAUGUUGUAUUAUGAUCCUGUGAAUUGUACAAAAUGUGAAUUCUUUGAUAAAACACAAUGUAACUGGA